Messenger RNA from Gastrolobium bilobum, 1216 nucleotides. RefSeq names its product E3 ubiquitin-protein ligase MIEL1. NCBI's taxonomy places the organism in Eukaryota, Viridiplantae, Streptophyta, Magnoliopsida, Fabales, Fabaceae. Gene Ontology annotation, biological process: ubiquitin-dependent protein catabolic process; protein ubiquitination. The transcript has 12 exons. Gene Ontology annotation, cellular component: nucleus. The coding region runs from base 27 to 830 and encodes 267 amino acids. Gene Ontology annotation, molecular function: ubiquitin protein ligase activity; zinc ion binding. The record is from RefSeq and is a predicted model, not a curated record.
GCGAACCUAACCCUAAUCAGUAAUCAAUGGAGGAACACUCUGCAUCUGCAACUGAAAGGAGAGAGGACACGGGGAAGUUGCAGUUUGGAUGUGACCACUAUAAGAGACGAUGCAAAAUUCGAGCCCCGUGUUGCAAUCAGAUCUUCCCAUGUCGUCAUUGCCACAACGACGCCAUGAGCUCAUCUAUCAACCCCAUGGAUCGUCAUGAACUUGUCAGACACGAUGUUGUGCAUGUUAUAUGUUCUAUCUGUGAUACUGAACAGGAGGUUGCCAAGGUGUGUUCUAAUUGUGGUGUCAACAUGGGAGAAUAUUACUGCGAGAUUUGCAAAUUCCAUGAUGAUAAUACAGAUAAAGGACAAUUUCAUUGCGAUGAAUGUGGGAUUUGCAGGGUUGGUGGUCGUGAUAAUUUCUUUCACUGUGAGAAAUGUGGCUCUUGCUAUUCAGUGAGUUUGCAAAACAAUCACAAAUGUGUAGAGAACUCAAUGAAGAGUUUCUGCCCUGUCUGUUACGAGUACAUGUUUGAUUCAAUAAAAGGCAGCACAAUUUUGAGGUGUGGGCACACAAUGCAUAUGGAAUGCUAUCAAAAUAUGGCCACUCAAAAUCAGUAUCGUUGUUGUAUCUGCUUGAAGACAAUAUUCGAUAUGUCUCAGAGCUGGGAACAAUUAGAUCAGGAGAUUGAAGCUGGUCCUAUGCCCGAGGAGUAUAAUUUUGAGGUAGUUUCAAUUCUGUGUAAUGAUUGUAACACAACCAGCAGAGUUUCCUUUCACAUAUUUGGUCACAAGUGUAGACAGUGCAGUUCGUAUAACACCCGUAGGAUUUCGACACCCUAACAUGAGGAAAGGUUUUGGUGUUAGUGAAACCCAAUUACAAAUUCAUCCAAAAAUUCCUAUUUGAAUUUUUUCCUUUUUUAUUUUUUAUUUUUGGAAUAUUUCACUUUUGGCUAUUAUUCCCCGAUGUAAUUUCAAAGGAAAUAAGAGAAUAUCUGGAUGUACAUGCAAUUUGUUCUAGCGCAUUGUCUCGUCCAUUCAGGCAGAAGAAAAAGAGAAUCAUUUGGUAAUUCCUGAUGACAUUUGAGUUGCCAAAAAGUCGAGAAAAAUCAAUUUCUCAUUUCAUUUGAUGUUCGAUUUUGGAUACACCCAGCAAUAUCAGUUUUGUUGGGGCUUUUUUUUUAUUGUUCUUUGGCUUUGUAUACCAUUAAACAAGUGAUUUAUUUCUC